Molecule: messenger RNA, 1101 nt
Organism: Drosophila rhopaloa
Lineage: Eukaryota; Metazoa; Arthropoda; Insecta; Diptera; Drosophilidae
Exons: 1
Coding region: 91-954 (287 amino acids)
Source: RefSeq, a predicted model, not a curated record
GAUGUGGGUCUGUUCCUUUCCCCUUUUUUUCCGGCUCUUUCCGGGGCCAGUGUCAAGUGUCAAAGGUGAGAGCUCGGCCUGACAGCCAGUAUGUUAGGUGUAACCAGAUCAGUAUCAGCCCCGAAUUUGAGCGUGCGAUCCGCUGGAUCCUCUUGCUCGACCAGCCGAUACGUGGCGCAGUCCAGCACUGCCGAGAGUCAGCUGCAACGUCCGGAGUUGUACGACGGGGAUGAUUCGGCGGUGGAGGAGGGCCCGUCCUACAACCAGUUCCGGUCGAAGCGGGAGCAGUCCCUCUGGCUGUUCCGCAGCUACGUCUGCCUUCUGCUGGGCAUCCAGGUGACCCUGGCCUCGCUGCAGUGGCUCGGCUCCACGUACCGCUGGCAUCCGCAGCUGAAUCCCGCCAACCGCAGCCUGUCCGUCCUCCUGCUCCUGCUCUCGUGGAUCAACCUGACGCUGGCCUUCAUCGGCUUCCGGCGGCUGCAGUUCACCUUCCCGCUGAACUGGAUCGUCUUCGGCUGCAUCUUCGAGAGCCUCACGCUGCUGGUGGUGUGCCUGCACAUCCUCGAACAGGAUUUAACCAUGCCCUUCGUCCUGAUUGGCAUCGGAGUGCUGGUCAUCUACACACUGCUGGGGCUGUGGGUGCCGGGCUUCCUCACCGCCAACCUCUGGAUCCUCAUCCUGGCGAGCAUUGUGGUCUUCGUGGUCUCGUCCCUGGCCCUGGGCUACCGUCUGCAAAUGCGCUACUAUGUGCCGGCCAGCUUUUGCCUGGUCUUCUUCGGACCCUGGGCCAUGUACAACUCCCAGAAGCUCUUCCUGCCCCGCCAGCGAACUGGUUACCUGCCCCACCAAUACCUGGAGGCGGCGGCCAGGAUGUUCAUCACUUUCGCAUUCACCGUGAGCGGCGUUAUCUUUGCCCACCGCUGGUCCGCCGACACUUUGGAUGCCAACGGCUAGCUGGGAUUGGCAAGUGGUCUCCUGGUUGAGAUUUGAGUGGAUAAGGGACUCUGGGGCUGAUCCUUUUGGUUUUCAUGUUUUUUGUAAGUCUUUCUAUGUGCUCUGCAUAUUUAAUUAAAUUGUCACGUAUUUAUUUUUUAGCAAUUG